GGGGGAGAGAGAGAGAGGGAGGGAGUGGGGGUGGACUGAGUAUAAAAACCCAUCUCCCCUCUGUGAAGAUCUCACUCUGGAGGAGGAAAACCAGCAGCAAGGGCUAAUUGCCGACCGGAGUAGGGGACCCCCCCCCCAACCCUACAAAUAACUGGCGUUUUUUGUUAUUCCCAAACGCAGAACGGACCAUCUGCCAACUCGCUUCUACCUCGGCUGUACUAAAUGCCCAGAGAAAGCAGAGGAGCGCCCACAAAAGAGGAUCGCUGCUCUGAAUCGCGCAGGGAGGCGGAGAGUCGGACAAAAAGCAACAAAAAGCGCACGGAUCGUCGCCGUGGCCUUUCUCAAUGCAUACCCUUCGUCCCCGAGGAACGAUGAAACCAGAGAUCACCGCCGCCGUCAGCUUCCUGUCGAGAUUCCUGCGGGUAAAAGGACACGUAAACGACCGACAGGUCCAAACGUUCAACCAGAGCUUACAGGAAAUUUUGGCAGAGCACUAUAAGCACCACUGGUUCCCAGACAGGCCCUGCAAAGGCUCAGGUUACCGCUGCAUCCGCAUCAACCACAAGAUGGACCCCCUGGUGGGGCAGGCAGGCCAGCGCAUCGGCCUGACCAUCCAGCAACUCUACCUGCUUCUACCCAGCGAGCUCACUCUCUGGGUGGACCCCUUCGAGGUGUCCUACCGCAUCGGCGAGGACGGCUCCAUCUGCGUCCUGUACGAGUCGCAGCCCGUACCUGUCGGAAUGCCGGUGUCCGCCGGCGCCAGCUCCGCCUUGGGAAAUGGGUCUGUGAGUUCCAUGGUGGACAGUCACCUCAGCUGCAAAGAAGAAAUGAGGGUCCUGGGUAGAACCAGCCCCUCCAAAGCCUACAAUAAUAUGAUGACUGUGUCUAGUUAGAGUGACACACUGUCAACCCCCAGCCUACUUUUGUUCAGGGUUACACAGUGGCUGGUCAGAUCAUGGUGAGCCGUUUAAAAGCUAAGAAUAUGAAAUGAAAUAGUGAAAGAAGAGAAAAAAGCAAAAGAAAAAAAAAACAAAGGAUGUGGCCUAUCAUCCAGGUGAUGGAAAAACCUUGUAGGUUUGAUAUUUUUUACCUGCUCUCCCGGUUAUCAUCAGUUGUAUUGUCAUUGGAUCAGCUGGACACUCCAUUUUUAGAAGAGGCUUUGUGGAAAUGAAAUUGUUGGGGCAGCUAAACCAACCAACCAGGAAACCCCUCACCCCACCUCCCCAUGGCUCUGAACAUCCAUCACCCCACCCUCAAAUACACAACAUCGUAAUCUGCUCCAUCUCUGAAGGGGCUAUCAGCAUUGACUUUGCACUUUUCUUACUUUUGGGUACUAUGGGUACAUGUUCAACACAGCACUGAAAACAACAACACCUGAGUCUAAAUUGUAAGGAUUUAUUUUUCUGGAUUUACCCCAUGCAUUUGAAAAUUCACUGGUCUUCAAUUUUUGUUACCCAGAUGGGGAGGAAGUUGAGGUUUAGGCUGUGCCCAUAGUAGUAAUCCAAGCUCAGGGUAAAGAAAYGCCCAACGAGAACAUCUCCAGUUUCGAUUAAAACCCUCUUUGGACCACGGGAUCAUGUUUUCUUUAUCUUGUAGCUAAUGGAACAAAGGCUUUUGGUCUUAGCCUCUCUUCCUCUAAUUACCGUURUCAUUGGUGAGUUUCAGAACACUUGUUUUAACCUUCCCUGUAUGUAAGUGCGAGUGGUAAGUGAUGAGACCCCGGUUACUCAUAGAACUAGAAUCUCAUUACACUUUCAUCCUCCCAUUGCCCAUGUAUGUGUAGCUUUCUGGGGACUUGUCCCCUGAGUUGAUGAAUGUUGUUAAGGUUCACAAUCAAGUUUCUGUGUUCAUUUUGUCCCCUUUUUAACCCAUUUUCCCUGCAUUACCAAAACUGAAAGUGUAGCAAAGGGGGUAUUUUUAACCCAAAUUUUGGUCACAUGGCCCAGUUAGAUAUAACUGAAUGCACUUUGAUGUGAGAUUGUGUGGGAUGUGUACCUUUUUUUAAAAAGAGAAAAAUCACCUGCAUUCCAUCCAUUCGCAUGUCAUCUUUUCACACAGUUCUCCCAGUUUUAGCUGUUUAUACUGUAACUCCCAGGUCUGUUGACUCGGAAGUGUGCAACUCUGACUUUAAAAAAAAAAAAAAACAACCCUCCUAACACUGUAUAUGUGAACAUUUCAGAGCUGGUUUUGAUUUGGGUGAAAACGUUUCUGGGUGAUAUGUUAAAGACCUUCUUGUCAUUCAUUCCCGUGGCACUUUUGACUCUGGCAAAGAGUUCUGCUGCACCCCUUGCUAGAUUUCAGUUGCUGAUUUGAAAACGACAAAGUGACAACCUUGCAAGAUUUUACCCACUGGUCGUCUUUUUUCAUUAACAAUAACUAAAGUUGUGUAAUUGGAGUUUGUAAGUACACUGCCUUAUGGAGACUUUAUGCUCAAAUUCUUAUCUAUUUGUGACUUUAAGCUAGUGUUAUGCUGCCCAGACCCUCGUUGGAGGGGUCUUUUUUUCCCAGCCUGGCAGCUUUUUACCCUCCUACACCCUGUUGUUAUUAGUGUAGUAGAGGGUUGGUGCCUCAAGUGCCACAUAUCACCCUUGUCUCAGACCUCCCGUUCAGCCGAAAGAAAGCCAGCGAGCUGCUAGCUGACCCCCCGUGGACGCAGGUAGACUUAACGUGACACAUAUCACCAUUCGUCGCCGCGGGGAGCUGGGUAAGGACKGGCAGGGUGGGGAGCUGGUGGAAGAGAGAAGCGGGGGCCAGGGCCAGACUCUUUUGUCCAGGGCAGCUAAAGUCCCUUCAGCCCCACUUUUCUGGACUUCUUCAACAACCGCCCACCCUGACCAGAAGCCCUCAACCCUCCCUUAGCGGCGAUGGAUAACCAGCACACGUGCUAGGCAUGCUCAAGCCACAUUAGGGGGGUUUAAGAUGAAGAAUUGAGGGUACUGGGCCAUUGUUUCAUCUCACUGGAUUGUGCUGCACUUGAUCACCGAGUGAGUAGCAACUUUGUUUACAUGCAUACAAAAAGGACGUGGCAGCUUGUCUUGGGUGUCCGCACCUUGUUCGGGUUGUGGUGGUUGAGUGGACAACUUCACGAUGGAACGGGUGUCGGUCAGGCCUUAGUCAUCGCCACACCUGUGGGUGUCAAAGCUCCACUAAGCCUGACAGGAUCAUGGGUAAUAUAGCUAUAGCCUUUGAUGCACUGCUGCCCCCUAACCCCUCCCCCACCCUCCACUCCGCUGAUACUCCCUUCAGCAAAUYUGUGAAGGCAGUGAUUCCAUGUUGGUCAGAUGGAUGAGAGCCCAGAGGUUUGGUUUCCAUUUAGAAAGAAAAAAAACCGUGCUGCUCCAUUCUAAGUUUUUAACACCACGCCACAAGAUGUUUUGAGAUUGGUCUAUAUUUCAGACAUGAGACGAUCGUCUCGUCUCGCGUUUAUCGCUCUCUGCUUUGUUUUUCUUUUUUAGAGUCACACUAGUAAACUCAUUCCCAUCUUAUUUUUUUAAAGAAUUUUUAAACUUGUGACCUAACCUYGCUUUUAACUUGGUUUUAGAGUUUCAAAAUAAUCCCUUUUGAGACUACCAUCCGCUCGGUCUUUUUAGGCAGUUAUUCAGAUUGCAUCCAUUCAACUUGUGUGCACAUGGGUUACAGAUGUGUCGAGAGAGUGAUUCAAGUAUUCAGAAGUAUAAUAGCACAUAAAUGCACUAAAUGUCAAACAGAAGUUGUGACUUUUUUUUGUUGUUGUUGUUUUUCUUUGUUUGAGACGCGAGGAGUCUCUCCUGGAAUGUAUUGCCAAACUCAGGCCUCGAACAUUUAAUACUCUUUAUGGAAAAAAGUUGUGCAUGUUAAAGUAUGAAACGGGAAGGGAACAGCAUUUUUGUUGUCAAUAUCGUCAUCAAUCAGUUUCACAUUUGAGGUGUUUUUACAUAUUGUGGAAUGUAUUGUAACUGUACAACAAAUGGUGGAGUGCAUACCAUUACACAUGGGAAGUGCCAAUAGUUGCUAUCUUAAAGCGUUUUUUUUAUGUUUCUCAUUUUUGUAUUUCAUCUUUUAACAUGGGUAACGUUUAUUCAUAAGUGAAGCCAUUCGUAAUGGGAGUGCUGGCAAGGACCAAAGUUGUUUUGGUAAAAAAAAUAUUAGUUUCCACGAUCUGUAAGUAUAGACGUAUCCUUUGUUUUUUUUGGUUUUUUGUUCUCUCUCUUUAUUUUUCAUUUUCUGUAUUUUUUCCUAAUUUUUUUCUUCUUAUUUACUUACAAAACAAAGAAAAUAGACAAAAAAAUCUGAGCUUACCCAAGAAGAAAGCUGCAUCUUGUGAUCUCAUGUCAGUACAUCCUUGUUGUGUUCAGUUUCUUUUCCUUGGGUUUGUUGUAAUGAACUGCUGUAAAUUUGUACAGUUCAUGUAAAUUGAUUGUGCGGAAGUUGUACAGAUUUCUAUAUUUUGGAAGAUUUUUUUUUCUCUGUAAUAAAAGAUUUCCUAUCUUGGCAUCAUAA
This is a messenger RNA of Austrofundulus limnaeus, 4479 nucleotides long. It is a transcript of the gene btg1, whose product is annotated as B-cell translocation gene 1, anti-proliferative. The transcript has 2 exons. The record is from RefSeq and is a predicted model, not a curated record. Bases 345 to 893 code for a protein of 182 amino acids. Gene Ontology annotation, cellular component: nucleus; cytoplasm. Lineage: Eukaryota; Metazoa; Chordata; Actinopteri; Cyprinodontiformes; Rivulidae. Gene Ontology annotation, biological process: negative regulation of cell population proliferation.